AUGGACACUGAAAUUGAUCAGGUUAAGUACUACACUGACAGCAAGGUCGUGCUCGGCUACAUAUGCAACAGUGUAAGAAGGUUCUACGUGUAUGUGGCUAACAGGGUAGAACGAAUAAGAAGAAUCAGUAGACCUAAACAAUGGAACUAUGUCCCUACUGGUUUGAAUCCCGCAGACAUCGCCACAAGGUCAGUGCCAGCAGUUGUCCUCACGCAAACCAUUUGGUUUGCAGGACCCAAGUUUUUAACAGAUCAAUCCUCUAUAGACUCCGAAGAAGACAUUGAUUUCCACCUGGUGGAUCCAGAUACUGAUCCAGAAAUCCAACCAGAGGUUGAACCAUUGAGUUCCAACAUCUGCUCAAGAAGAAACUUGGAGAUCUCUAUAGAUGAUGACCCCUUGACAUUUCUGGUUUUGUUUGAGCAGCUUACAGACUGGUUAUGGGUAUUGGAGAAGAUCAAGUUCCCCAGGGAGAUAAACCCACUGGUUAUAGGGAGAGAGAGGAAAGUUCAGUUUGGUUUCUUGCUCCUGAUUUCAGUGAUGGCGGCUGCUGAUCUGAGAGACGAGCUGAGCUGCUCCAUCUGCACGAGCAUUUAUACUGAUCCGGUAUCCCUGCCCUGUGGCCAUAACUUCUGCCAGGGCUGUGUUGGGAAAACAUGGGACUGGCAGGAGGGGAUAGAGGAAGAUCCUUCUUGCCCUGAAUGUAGACAGAGAUUUAAAAGGAGACCUAAACUCACAACAGACUGGAAGCUGCGUGGCAUGGUGGAGCGGUUCUGUCCGACUGAGACAGAGCCGGGGGAGACUGGGAUUCCCUGCUCCUACUGUCUCCUCUCUCCUGUACCUGCUGCUAAAUCCUGUCUCCUGUGUGAGGCUUCUCUGUGUGAUACCCACCUGAGGGGGCACUGCCAGUCAGCAGAACAUGUACUCACUAAGCCCACUGAUUCCAUUAUGGGGAGAAAAUGUUCUGUACAUCACAAGGUUCUGGAGUAUCACUGCUGUGAGGACUCUGCCUGUAUCUGUGUGUCCUGCUGCCUGGCCGGGGAGCACCGGGGCCACAGGGUGGAGCUGCUGAGUGAGGCCUCUGAGAAGAAGAAAGAGAAACUGAGGAAAGUUCUGGAGAAACUGAGCCCAGAGAGAGAGGAGACUGAGAGAGGAGCCCAGAGGCUGCAGGAGCGCAGGAGAGAAGUGGCAGAAGUGGCAGCCGGUGAGACAGAGAGAGUCACUGCCCUGUUUAGGGGCAUCAGGGAAGAGCUGGAAGCCCUAGAGAAGCGACUCCUGAGUGACAUCUCCAGGCAGAAAGAGAAGCUUUGCCUCCAACUGACUGAGCUGAUCCAACAGCUGGAAAUAAAGAAGGACGAGCUGUCCAGGGAGAUCCGUCACAUUGAGGAGUUGUGCAACAUGGCAGAUCCACUCACUGUCCUACGGGAACAAUGGGAAUCCCAUGGAGCUGCCUUUUGUGGGGCUGAGGGGGCA
Molecule: messenger RNA, 1470 nt
Organism: Xenopus tropicalis (tropical clawed frog)
Lineage: Eukaryota; Metazoa; Chordata; Amphibia; Anura; Pipidae
Product: probable E3 ubiquitin-protein ligase TRIM8
Exons: 3
Molecular function (GO): zinc ion binding
Source: RefSeq, a predicted model, not a curated record